AUGCAUCAGAGGGGAGGUACUUGGGAUAUCUUGAGAUUGUCUUUAAUUCACCCACACCAAGGCAAGAUAUUGUCUAUCAUUGCCCAUCUUCCACCCACACCAAGGCAAGAUAUUGUCUAUCAUUGCCCAUCUUCCACCCACACUAAGGCAAGAUAUUGUCUAUCAUUGCCCAUCUUCCACCCACUCCAAGGCAAGAUAUUGUCUAUCAUUGCCCAUCUUCCACCCACACCAAGGCAAGAUAUUGUCUAUCAUUGCCCAUCUUCCACCCACACCAAGGCAAGAUAUUUUCUAUCAUUGCCCAUCUUCCACCCACACCAAGGCAAGAUAUUGUCUAUCAUUGCCCAUCUUCCACCCACACCAAGGCGAGAUAUUGUCUAUCAUUGCCCAUCUUCCACCCACACCAAGGCAAGAUAUUUUCUAUCAUUGCCCAUCUUCCACCCACACCAAGGCAAGAUAUUGUCUAUCAUUGCCCAUCUUCCACCCACACCAAGGCAAGAUAUUGUCUAUCAUUGCCCAUCUUCCACCCACACCAAGGCAAGAUAUUUUCUAUCAUUGCCCAUCUUCCACCCACACCAAGGCAAGAUAUUGUCUAUCAUUGCCCAUCUUCCACCCACUCCAAGGCAAGAUAUUGUCUAUCAUUGCCCAUCUUCCACCCACACCAAGGCAAGAUAUUGUCUAUCAUUGCCUAUCAUUGCCUAUCUUCCACCCACACCAAGGCAAGAUAUUGUCUAUCAUUGCCCAUCUUCCACCCACACCAAGGCAAGAUAUUGUCUAUCAUUGCCCAUCUUCCACCCACACCAAGACAAGAUAUUGUCUAUCAUUGCCCAUCUUCCACCCACACCAAGACAAGAUAUUGUCUAUCAUUGCCCAUCUUCCACCCACACCAAGCUGAUCGGAUGUGCGAUUAUAGGGGGCGCUGUUUACUUGCUGACCGCUGAACCCGGAACACUACCUUAUGCAGAACUCGAGCUCGUAGCUGGUGCUAAUGUCGUAUGCUACAUAUGUAUUGCACUCGGGGCAUUUCUUUUCCUUCUUGGUUUCCUUGGAUGUUGUGGGGCCCUCAAGGAGAGCCCGGGCAUCUUGAAAACGUACAAUGGAAUAAUAUCAUCGUUGUUUAUGGCAGAAAUCGGUGCUGGUGUUUUCAUCUACUUUAUGGAAGAGCAGUUUAUCACUUACGUACACAUGGCAUGGAACUUUCUCGACCAAAUCACCAUAAACCUUGUACAAAGUCAGCUCCAUUGCUGUGGAUUUCUCAACUACACUGAAUAUGUUGUUAAUGAACAACUGAACAUAUCGUUAUCGUGUUACAGUAACGUUACAGUAUCCACCACUCUAUAUGACAUUGGUUGCUACGAUAAGUUCGUGGACAUGAUACUGGACAAUGUGACUACAUCGGCAAUCAUCGGAGGCAGUCUGGUUCUUUUUGAGAUUGUUGGGAUCUUGUUUACUUGUUAUUUGAUGAAGGCGAUUGAAAAAGAAAACAAUACGGAACCAAAGCCGAAUAGAAGAAGAAGACGAUCAACAG
Messenger RNA from Saccoglossus kowalevskii, 1525 nucleotides. RefSeq names its product CD63 antigen-like. Lineage: Eukaryota; Metazoa; Hemichordata; Enteropneusta; Harrimaniidae. The record is from RefSeq and is a predicted model, not a curated record. Gene Ontology annotation, cellular component: plasma membrane.